CUGUAGGUGAAUACAGCCAGGGUACAAUUACUUUAAUACUACUACUUGCUUCAUUUGCAUGUAUGGCGACUAAUGAGGUGAAAGGGGAAUGAAGGGAUGCUGAAGGAGGCUGUUGUUGCCACCGGCGGAGCUCACGCAGAAGGCAACAAAUAGCAGACAGUGGUGCUUGCUAACAAACCUUUUACAGUCUGCUUCAGAAACAAAUCUUCACAAGACAACCAACACGCUGAAUGUAAACGAAGAGGCGGUCACAUGUGCACCAUCAAGGAGAGAAGAUGGCACUGGUUGUGGUUGGUGCACUCCUGUGCCUGUCCUGUUGGGCCUCUUUCUACUUUCUCUUGUGUUACGUUAACCGGUCCAGGAGCUACGAGUGGAACUGUCGCCUUGUCACCCUGUUUCACGGCAUCCUGGCAGUCUGCAUCACAGGAUACAUAGGCUAUGUGGACGGACCCUGGCCUUUCACUUAUCCAGGUACCAAGAACACUCCUCUGCAGAUAAGUGCCAUGGUGGUGAGCCUGGGCUACUUCAUUUUUGACAUGGCCUGGUGUGUGUACUUCCGCACAGAGGGGCCCGUUAUGCUGGCCCACCAUACCAUGAGCAUCCUGGGAAUCCUGCUGACCCUGUGGUUGGGGGAGUCUGGCAUCGAGUCCUGCGCGGUGCUCUUUGGCAGUGAAAUCACCAACCCCCUCCUGCAGGCACGCUGGUUCCUUAAACAGACGGGACAUUACGGGACGCUGCUGGGGGACGUUGUGGACGUCCUGUUCGUGCUGCUGUUUGUGGUGAUGCGAGUCUUUGUGGGAGGCACAAUGCUGUACUGUGAGCUGAUCUCCCCGAGACCCAGAUUCUUUAUCAAGUGUGGGGGAGUGGCUAUGUACGCUCUAUCCUGGGUGUUUAUGGUGGACAUUGUUCGAUUUGCCAUUCGGAAAAGCAAGAGCUGGCACAAACAGAAACAAGACCAGCAAGAGAUGGUGGCAGCUAACGGUCACGACGGGAAGAAGGACUGAUCGGCUUGUGCUUCUCUUAAGAAAAUCUGUGUCUGUGUUUAUCACUUUGGACGCACAAGGGAAAGUGCAAAAUCAACUUUUUGUAUGUUAAACUGAGAUUUUAAAAAGGGAUAUUUCAAUGUAAUAGUUUUCUAUGUUGAGAAAUAUCCUGUGACAUCUGUCUAUAAGGUCUAACACCUGUGCAUUUUUUUGAAAAAGCUAUUUUUUAUGCAGCUGAACACAUGUUUGAUUAUUGUAUAAAAUGUACAGUUAACAAACACCACAGAUGUAGUUUAUGUCACUGAAAACCAAAGCACUUACUAUAAACACACGGACAGAUGUUGCUUUCAGUUGCAGUGAACUGUGGCCUAGUCAUAUGUGGCAGUGCUGCUCGGGCGGAAAGCUCAAUGUUAGGAAAGAGAAAGUUUACAUGUAAUGCCUGUUCUCUUUGUGAAAUAUUGUUUUA
Messenger RNA from Centropristis striata (black sea bass), 1449 nucleotides. It is a transcript of the gene tlcd5a, whose product is annotated as TLC domain containing 5a. Lineage: Eukaryota; Metazoa; Chordata; Actinopteri; Perciformes; Serranidae. The transcript is spliced from 3 exons. Gene Ontology annotation, cellular component: membrane. The record is from RefSeq and is a predicted model, not a curated record. Bases 276 to 1004 code for a protein of 242 amino acids.